AUGGCUAAACUUAGCAAUUCAAAUAGUAUUUUGAAUAAUCGUUUUCGACAUCAGGUUUUAGCAACACUGACAGUGUGCAUUCUUACCUUUUCGCAUGGCAUCGGCUUGGGGUGGCUGUCACCAACUCUCUCGAAAUUGCAGUCGGAUACAACUCCCUUAAAUUUUAAUGUAUCUGUAGAAGAUGCGUCAUGGAUUGGUUCAUUACUGGGAUUGGGAAGUGUAUGCGGAAAUCUUAUUAUUGGAUUUUUACAAAAUAAAAUCGGCCGAAAAGCUUGUAUAUAUGUUUUAGCUCCGCCCCAUAUAUGUUUGUGGAUUCUUAUAUACUUCGCAAAUAGCGUGGAAUAUCUAAUGAUUGCCCGUUUCCUUGGAGGAUUGACUGGAGGUGGUUGCUAUGUGGUUUUUCCCUUAUUUAUUAGUGAGAUUGCAGACACCAACAUAAGAGGAACACUGGCAACUAUGCUCAUGUUAUCGGUCAAUACUGGCAUUCUGAUUGGGUUCAUAAUUUGCACUCAUGUGGCCUAUCACAUCAUACCGUUCUGCAUUGUGACACUGCCAGUUGUGUAUUUGCUGUUGGCAUUUGUCCUACCCGAAACCCCACAGCAUUUAUUGCGAAAGAAGAGGUAUGCGGACGCCGAGAAGUCAUUCUAUUUUUACCAAAUGUGCAAUAUAAAAACCAAAUUAAAUUGUCGCCUCAACUUUGACCACCUUAAAUCGAUUAUUGAAAAUAUAAACGAUGAGGGAUCAGUGGCUUUUAAGGACUUUGUGACAAAAGACGCCCUGAAGUGUUUUGCAACAGCAGCUGUCCUAUUAUUCGUAAACCAAUUCAGUGGAAUAUUUGCCUUUGUGAACUAUAUGUCAGACAUAUUUUCAAAUUCAGGUUCCACUAUGGAUCCUAAUACGUGUACAAUAAUAAUGGGUGUUGUACAAAUUGCCGGUACGUACGCAGCAACCCUACUAGUCGAUAUAUUUGGACGUAAGAUUCUAAUGCUAUGGUCGACUGGUGGCAUGGCAGUGGGAUUGGCUGCUUUCGGAGUAUUUACACAUUACGCCCAAACAAUGGAUCUAUCCCAGUAUUCGUUUGUACCACUGUUGCUGAUGUCGUUUGUAUCGUUUAUUGGCAAUAUGGGAUUGAUAGCCUUAACAUUUGUUGUGUUGGUCGAAAUAUUUCCCUCUAAGAUUCGACCAAUUUGUGCGUCAGCCUCUAUGGCCAUUCUAAGUUUACUGGUGUUUGCAAUGCUCAAAAUCUUUCCACUCUAUAUGGAUUCGUUUGGUAUAUCUGUCACGAUGUGGUCAUGUGCUCUGGUUUGUGCCACCAGUUACCUGUAUUUAUUCGUGUUUCUUAAAGAAACCAAAGGCAAAUCAAUGGACACUGACUAA
Messenger RNA from Musca vetustissima, 1377 nucleotides. Its product is annotated as facilitated trehalose transporter Tret1. The record is from RefSeq and is a predicted model, not a curated record. Lineage: Eukaryota; Metazoa; Arthropoda; Insecta; Diptera; Muscidae. Gene Ontology annotation, cellular component: membrane. Gene Ontology annotation, molecular function: sugar transmembrane transporter activity. Gene Ontology annotation, biological process: transmembrane transport; carbohydrate transport. The transcript has 6 exons. Bases 1 to 1377 code for a protein of 458 amino acids.